AUGCGUAAACACUCCCGCAUGCGGCCUGGAUGCCCCGUGAGGAGUUCGCGCGCAUACGCGCGUCCCUUUAAUAUGGAGGUGUGCUUUGGAAUCCUACACGCCGCGCUGGCAAGGGCAAGGGGGGCAAGGGAGCGGGUGGAGCUAGAGGGGGCGGUGGAGGAGGCGGUGGGGGUGGCGGGGGGAGUGGGGGUGGCGGUGGGGGUGGUGGCGGGAGUGGAGGUACUGGUGGCGGCGGUGGAGGCGGAGGUGGCGGCGGAGGUGGUAGCGGAGGAGGCGGUGGGAGCGGUGGGAGCGACGGUCCUGGUGGGGGAGGUGGAGGUGGAGACGGGGGUGGCGGUGGAGGCGGGGGUGGCAGUGGAGGCGGGGGUCGGAGUGGCUCGUCCCAGCGGAGCGGCUCCGGGGGUGUGA
Molecule: messenger RNA, 408 nt
Organism: Closterium sp. NIES-65
Lineage: Eukaryota; Viridiplantae; Streptophyta; Zygnematophyceae; Desmidiales; Closteriaceae
Source: the annotation of a GenBank genome assembly